This is a messenger RNA of Rhizophagus irregularis DAOM 181602=DAOM 197198, 1673 nucleotides long. RefSeq lists its product as uncharacterized. Lineage: Eukaryota; Fungi; Glomeromycota; Glomeromycetes; Glomerales; Glomeraceae. Gene Ontology annotation, molecular function: GTP binding. The record is from RefSeq and is a predicted model, not a curated record.
AGGCGCUGGCAAAAGCACUUUGGGAAAUUUAUUGUUGAAAACUUCUGAAGAUGAAAAACCAACUUUCCAUGCUUCCGAUAGCCUUUUUUGCGAGUUACAAAUUGGGGACAAAAUUUAUAAUAUUAUCGACACGCCAGGGAUUUUUAACACUAACGAUCCCACUGAAGAUAUCUUAGAAGAAAUCGCUCGCACCAUCCAAAAGUGCACUUAUGGAAUCAGAGCCAUAUUAUUCGUAUUUGAAGCCAGCCGAUGGUUCACGGAUGAACAAAAGAAUACGCUCAACAUAAUAAAAACGUUUCUCGGAGAGGAGUCUCUUCAAUACAUGAUUUUUGUCUUUUCACAUUGUAACAAGAAGCAGACUGAGGAUCCAGAAUAUUUUAAAAAUUCUUGCUGGAAUGAACCAAUUAAGGCUUUCAUCAAUUCCCUUGAUAAUCGGUGGGCCAUUUCUCCAGAUGCGAGAUACUUUCAACCCGAUAAUCUCGUGUAUAAACAACGCCUCAAAGAAUUGAAAAAACAUAUCAGCUAUCAUAUAAAUGGAGUGUAUACAAAUGACCUUUUCGAAAAGGCUUGGAAAAAGCAAAAAGAAAAUGAAAGAAAAGAGAGAGAAGCAGAAGAGAAACGAAGAAAAGUCAUACUCUUAGUUGGAAAAACAGGCGCUGGUAAAAGCACUUUGGGAAAUUUAUUGUUGAAAACCUCUGAAGAUGAAAAACCAACUUUUCCUGUUUCUGAAAGUUUUUCAUUCGCUACUCAAAAAUCUGCUUCUGCAAGUUACAAAAUUGGGGACGAAAUUUACAAUAUCAUUGAUACGCCAGGGAUUUUUAACACUGAUGAUCCCAACAAAGAUAUCUUAGAAGAAAUCGCUCGCACCAUCCAAAAGUACGUUUAUGGAAUCAGGGCCAUAUUAUUAGUAUUUGAAGCCAGAUUGUUCACGAAUGAACAAAUAAAUAAUACGCUCAACGGAAUAACAACAUUUCUCGGAGAAGAGUCUCUUCAAUACAUGAUUUCUGUCUUUUCAAAUUGUAACAGGAAGCAGACUAAGGAUCCAGAAUAUUUCAAAAAUUCUUGCUGGAAUGAACCAAUAAAGGCUUUCAUCAAUUCCCUUGAUAAUCGGUGGGCCAUUUCUCCGAAUACGGAAGACUUUCCACCUGGUAAUCUCGUGCAUGAAAAAUGCCUCAAAGAAUUGGAAAAACAUAUCACCAAUAUAGAUGGAGUAUUUACAAAUUAUCUUUUCAAGAAGGCUCGGAAAAUGCAAGAAGAAACUGCAAGAAAGGCGAAAGAAGACGAAGAGAGAUUACAAAGAGAAUAUGAAGAAGAAUUAAUAAGUAAAGCUGAAAUCAUCGCAAAAGAGCGCUACGAGAAGCAGAAGAAAGAAUAUGAAAAAAGAAUUCUUGAGUAAAAAAAAAGGAAAUUACGAGUAUUAAAGCGAAUUUCAUGAGAAAGAUCUUCAACUAGUGACAUUUCGCCAAAAUAUUUAACGUAUUAGGAUUAAGAAUUUGAGAAAUCUGAAAGUAUGAUUCAAACAAUGAUUUUAAAUGUCUAAGACUCUUGUCAGGACUUAGGAUCGUGAAUAUUACCUAUUAUUUUGUCUGAUCUUAAUAUUUGGAAAUGACUGACACAUUAUCCAAUUAACUAUCCACUUAAAUAAAAUAAUAAAAUCAUUAAAAUCUUUUCAA